Messenger RNA from Xyrauchen texanus (razorback sucker), 966 nucleotides. Its product is annotated as opsin-5-like. The record is from RefSeq and is a predicted model, not a curated record. Gene Ontology annotation, molecular function: G protein-coupled receptor activity. Gene Ontology annotation, biological process: G protein-coupled receptor signaling pathway. The transcript is spliced from 5 exons. Lineage: Eukaryota; Metazoa; Chordata; Actinopteri; Cypriniformes; Catostomidae. Bases 1 to 966 code for a protein of 321 amino acids. Gene Ontology annotation, cellular component: membrane.
AUGGAUGAUCGUUACACCUCUAAAUUGUCUCCUGCUAUUGAUUAUGGUGCGGGGACAUUUUUGUUGUUGGUUGCUAUCCUCUCCAUCCUGGGCAACGCCGCUGUGCUGGUAACAGCCGUCCGGCGUCACAGCGUCCUCAAAGCUCCUGAGCUCCUCACGGUCAGUCUGGCUGUGACAGACAUUGGUAUGGCUAUCAGCAUGUACCCACUGUCAAUCGCCUCCGCCUUCAGCCAUGCUUGGAUCGGAGGCGACCCUUCCUGCCUGUACUAUGGCCUGAUGGGUAUGAUUUUCAGCGUGGCCAGCAUCAUGACUCUGGCCGUCUUGGGGUUGGUGAGGUAUCUGGUGAUAGGUAACCCUCCGAAAUCAGGCAACAAGAUUCAAAGAAGAACUAUAUGUAUAUUGAUUGCUGUCAUCUGGCUGUACUCAUUGCUCUGGGCUGUGUUUCCUCUGCUGGGCUGGGGAGGAUAUGGGCCAGAACCCUAUGGUUUGGCCUGUUCUGUGGACUGGGCCGAGUACCAAAACUCCUUUAACGGCUCUUCCUUCAUCAUGGCUUUGGCCAUCCUGUGCACCUUGAUCCCAUGUGUGGUUAUCCUGUUCACCUACUCUGGCAUCGCCUGGAAGCUUCACAAGGCCUAUCAGUCAAUUCAGAGCAACAAUAACCUGCCCAGCUCAGGCAGCGUUGAGAGAAAGGUCACACUGAUGGGCAUUCUGAUCAGCGCUGGCUUUAUCAUCUCCUGGGCACCCUAUGUGUCAAUCAGCCUUUGGACCAUGUUUCACUCCGGGGGCAAUUACAGAGUAUCGCCCAUUGUCAGUUUGCUACCCUGCCUCUUUGCAAAGUGCUCAACGGUGUACAACCCUUUUGUUUACUAUGUUUUUCGCAAGUCUUUCCGGAGGGAGCUGCGACAUAUCCGACUGUGUUUUGGAGGAAAAGUUCAUGCAUUUUCAAGCGAAAGCAUGUUAGUGUGA